Apiotrichum porosum is the source of this 2445-nucleotide messenger RNA. It is a transcript of the gene DCP2, whose product is annotated as mRNA-decapping enzyme subunit 2. NCBI's taxonomy places the organism in Eukaryota, Fungi, Basidiomycota, Tremellomycetes, Trichosporonales, Trichosporonaceae. The transcript has 2 exons. Bases 1 to 2445 code for a protein of 814 amino acids. Gene Ontology annotation, biological process: deadenylation-dependent decapping of nuclear-transcribed mRNA; nuclear-transcribed mRNA catabolic process, nonsense-mediated decay. Gene Ontology annotation, molecular function: 5'-(N(7)-methylguanosine 5'-triphospho)-[mRNA] hydrolase activity; manganese ion binding; RNA binding. Gene Ontology annotation, cellular component: P-body; cytoplasm. The record is from RefSeq and is a predicted model, not a curated record.
AUGGCCCACCAGCCAAGUACACCCCAGCGUGCUCCUCCGCCGCACUUUGACAUGUUCCAGUCCUCGUCUCCGGCAGCAGGGCCAUCGUCAACACAAGUGGUACCCGACGAGGACGAUGGAAGCGAAGACAACAUCUUCCGCGACAUGGAGUUUGAGGACGUGCUCGAUGAACUCGCAGGCCGAUUCCUCGUCAACCUCCCCGAGGAGGAGAACUCUUCUUUGAGACUGUACUGGCAGGCCGAGCAAGCGCAUUGGUUCUAUGAAGACUACUUGCGGCCACUCAACCCUCUGCUACCGGCACUGUCGCAGCGACAGUUUACGCACCUCAUCAUCGCGUCCAGCCCUGUCCACGCCGUCAACGAGAUCGACUAUGACGCCGUUUGGCAAGAGUACUGCGCCUACAAGAAGAUGGUACCGUGCUGUGGUGGUAUUCUCAUCAACGACGCCGGUGACAAGGUCCUCAUGGUGCGAGGCUGGAAGUCGAACGCCGGGUGGUGUUUCCCCCGCGGCAAGAUCAAUGCCGACGAGAGCGAAGCGGCUUGCGCCGUCCGAGAGGUGGAAGAAGAAACUGGCUUUGACCUCUCUGGCCUGGUCAAUCCUGCCGACUUUAUCAAGACCCAGAUCAACGCACAGGAAAUCACAAUGUUCAUUGUGAAGGAUAUCGACGAGGCGACAGUAUUCGAGACGCAGACCCGCAAUGAGAUUGGCGCCAUUGAAUGGGUGCCGUUCCUCGACCUUCCCACUUGGACUCACAAGAAGGGUCCCAAGCGCACGGCUACCAAGGGCCAGAAACGCUUCUACAACGUGACGCCGUUUGUUGGGCCCUUGAAGAAGUGGCUCACGAAGCACGGCAUCAACCCCCACCCACCCCGCAGGAAGGCCGAACCCCAGCCACAGCAACAACAGCUCCAUCAAGGCGCACCCCACCAACCAGGAGGCUUCCACCGAGAGAUCCAACCAUACGCGUUUGACGCUGGACCCAAGACCGAGCUCGACCACCUCUUUGCCAAGUUUAUACAAAAGGACGAUGAUGUCGAGCGUCUCGAGAGCGACCGUGCCCUUUCUCUGGAUCAUCUGUUUGGCUCCCUCUACGUCGGUGGAGCAUCGCAUCCCCAGCCCUCAGCAGACGAACAACGCGAGGAUGACGCUCUCACACGUCUCCUCAGUGGAAUCGGUGGACCAGCACAGCAACCUCCCCAGGCGCAGCCCGCAGCUACCCAGACCGCCCAGGUGCCAAGCGCCAAGCAGUCUAAGCUCCUGUCCGCCCUCAACCCAGCGAACCCUCCGUCACCUCCUCGCUCAAUGCACCAUAACACGCUGUUAUCCAUGCUCGCACCUCCCGGUAGUGCGCCUGCUCCAGCACCGGCUCCCACGUCGGCGUCUACCAGCUCGGCUAUGGCUUCCGCCCCAGACAACGACGAGGAGCGCCGUAACCGCCAGCGUGGCGCACUUCUGGAGUCGCUCUUCCCCGUCUCUACCGCGCCCACGACGCCGCCGGCCCCAGGCCAGCUCCGUCCGAUCUCCGCCGCCUCCGUCACUAACGGCAUGAUCUCCCCCAUGCCACCCAUGCCUCCUCCCCAAUCGUGGUCUAUCGCGCAGCACAUGAACGCGUCACCGUCUCCCGCCGGUCACCAGGCUCCUCUCCAGCAGCCCCAAGGCCAACAGCAGUACCCUCCUGCUCUUCAACAACAGCAACAGCAGCAGCAACAGCAGCAGCAGCAACAGCAGACCCCUUCCGCGCCCACUCUCAACUUCUCUCAGCCGUAUCCUCCUACCAACCCGGCCUUCUCACCGCCUCAGCCAAUGCCUACAUCCCCUGCCCAACCAUUCUCCCAGUCUCCUCCUGGCCCUGCAACGGACCACCAGCGCAACCUGCUCGGCACGCUCUUCAGCCCGCCCCCCGGUGGUUUGAGCGGCGCCAUGCAGGCUCCUCCUCCAGGUAUCCGCCCGUCAUACCCCCAGCAGCAAGCCAACAUGGGUAUGACCCCCUACGGCCAGCCGGGCUACCCCCAGCCUCCCCCCAACUUUUACGGUGCAGUUCCCAGCGCCGGUGGCCCGCCUGGGGGCAUGCCCUACCCCCCUGCGCCCCCCGGUCUCGCUGGUCCCGGAAGACCGAUAAUGAUGUCCCCGCCACAAAUGUUCAAUGGCGGGCAAGGCUAUCAGUCUCGUCCCGCACCGUACAUGGCCCAGCAACAGCAAGCCCAACUGGUCCAGCACCAGCAAUACAUGGCCCAGCAGCAACGCCAGCAGCAAGCCCAACAACAGGCUCAGCAGGCCCAGCAAGCCCUGCAUCAAGCCCACCAAGCUCAAGUUCAGGCUCAGGCUCAACUGCAGACCCUCCCACCCACCACGGCCCAGAAGCUCGUCUCGCCCAGCGCCGUGCACCAGCCCGUGCCCCGUCCCCCCGUCGGCCAAGAGUUACUCGGCUUGAUCAAUGGGCGGUAG